CUGGGACCGGAUGGAGUUGCCGGCGCUUCCGGCGGCCGGCGGCUGUGUGGUUGCCUCGGUGAUGUCGUGGGUUCGAGCGAGUCCUUUGGUCCGGGAUCCUGGCGAGGACGGGGACGUGUUUGACGAGGAAGCGGACGAGUCGCUCGUGGUGCAGCGGGAAUGGCGGAGCCACAUGCAGAGACGAGUCAAAGAAGGUUAUAGAGAUGGAGUAGAUGCUGGCAAAGCAGUUACUCUUCAGCAAGGCUUCAAUCAAGGUUAUAAGGAAGGUGCAGAAGUCAUUAUAAACUAUGGACAACUCAGAGGAACAUUGAGUGCUUUGCUCUCCUGGUGUCACCUUCAUGAUAAUAGUUCGGCUUUGAUCAGUAAAAUAAAUAAUCUUCUGGAUGCAGUUGGCCAGUGUGAAGAGGAUGUGCUCAAACAUCUGAAAUCAAUCACUCCGCAGCCCCAUGUUGUAGAUUUAUUGGACUCCCUUCAGGAUAUGGACCUUUGUCAUGUAGUUCCAGCGGAGAAAAAGACUGAUGAAGCUACAGAUGAAAGACUCCGUGAAAAUAAUGCUGAGUUUAACAAAAACUGUGGCAGGAGUGUUAAUGGGGUAGAUUGUUCAUCUUUAGAAUGUUGUAGAACACAGGAGCAUGCACAUUCUGAACAGCCAAGCCUCACUUGGAUUCUACAACAGACAGCCAGUUUAGUAGAGCAGCUGGGAGUGUCCAUAGAUGUAUUACAGCACCUCAAACAGCUAUAGAAAUUAGCUUCACUUUUCUAAUGAAAAUAAUGUUCAGAGCAUUUCUUAGAGCGUUUCGUUUCUGAACAAGCUCACCAAAAUCUCUACUGGUUUCGACAUUGCACACUUCACUUGGAGGGUUAUCCUUCAUGAAAGUUUGAAAUGCCUUCAAAAGGAACACUAUUAAAUGUAAUAUAAGCCUUUUUCCUUUGUCACUUGUAAUUUUUAUGUAGUUUAAUAUAUGCUCAGAAAUUCCAGUUGUCAUUGUCAUUUUCAAAUUUCUCAUCAGAAUCAAGCAUUUUCAGACUCAUUAGCAAAAGUGAACAAGAAUCAAACAUAUUUUGUAAGGACCUAACCCUGCUUUCUGCUCUUGUCACCAUCAGGUAAUUAGGACCUCGUCACCAGCUAAUCAGACCAAAGUUACCAGAAAUAACCUAAUGACUAACACUGUAAAUAGAUAGGCACACAUAGAUAUAGACAUGUAGAUAAACGUAUUGCAAUUAAAAGGCUGUAAUGUAAGAAACUGAAGAAAUGUUUGUACUACUGAUGAUUAAAAACAAAAUGCUAAAAUCCA
Equus caballus (horse) is the source of this 1295-nucleotide messenger RNA. It is a transcript of the gene YAE1, whose product is annotated as YAE1 maturation factor of ABCE1. NCBI's taxonomy places the organism in Eukaryota, Metazoa, Chordata, Mammalia, Perissodactyla, Equidae. The record is from RefSeq and is a predicted model, not a curated record.